Molecule: messenger RNA, 2289 nt
Organism: Morone saxatilis (striped sea-bass)
Lineage: Eukaryota; Metazoa; Chordata; Actinopteri; Moronidae
Gene: tmem106c
Product: transmembrane protein 106C
Exons: 8
Coding region: 186-1037 (283 amino acids)
Source: RefSeq, a predicted model, not a curated record
UAUUGAUUAGUGAAGGUACGCAGGGGCCGUGAAGGCAACACAACAUGGAAAACUUUGGUGUGACAGAAUGCAGAGAGUGCGCGCGGGUGUGAACACGACUCUGUGUGGGAUGGCAAGGUUCACUUGUUUAGUCUGAAAGGCGGUUAGUGGGUGGGAAACCCCGUCCUCAGGCGAGUUGAGCCGCCAUGGGGAUGCGGUUGUCUCGGAGCGGCAGCAGCCUGUCACUCCUCCCGGAGAGGCAGAGCUCUGAGCGGCGGGGAGAGGACAGAGACUCGGACAAUGAGUCUCUGGAUGGGCUCGGCAGACGGGAGGACAUAGCCCAGUUCCCAUACGUGGAGUUCACCGGCAGGGAUAGCAUAACGUGUCCGACAUGCCAAGGGACAGGACGGAUACCUUCCGAACAAGUGAAUGAACUGGUUGCACUGAUCCCAUACAGCGACCAAAGGCUGCAGCCCCAGAGAACGAAGCUGUACGUGGUCCUGUCGGUCGUGCUGUGCCUCCUGGCCUCUUCACUCGUGGCCUUCUUCCUCUUCCCUCGCUCUGUGGUUGUGGUGGAUGAUGGGAUACACUCGGUGACUGUGCGCUUCGACCACACCAAUAUGAAGGUCCUGAUGAACAUGACGAGCACACUGAACCUCAGCAACCCCAACUUCUUCUCGGUGCUGGUGCAGAGUGUCAACUGCCAGGUCCUCUACAUGAAGACGGUGAUCGGGACUCAGCAGCUGAACAACGUCACCACCAUCCUGCCGCUCAGUGAGAGUCGGGUCAACUACACUGUCAGUGUGGAGAUCGGCAGCAGCGCGCCCUACGUCUAUGCCUUCUGCACCAUGCCCAGCAUUAAGGUCCACAACAUUGUCGUAUAUAUGCAAACCGCAGUGAAAACCUCGUACAUGGUGCGAACAUCCCAGAACAGCCUGGAGGCCUAUCGCUACAUAGACUGCGGUUCCAACACCACGUACCACCGGACAGUCGAGAACCACAGGCACCUCUCCUCUACCCGCUCACCAGCCACAUCCCUCAGGCCCCCUCUGCCGUGAGAUUCCUGGAGAGGGAGGAAGAGGAGGGAGGAAGAGGAGGGAGGAAGAGGAGGGAGGAAGAGGUGGGAGAUGCUCCAGGAUGGAUUUUGCUCUGUUUUUGCAGACAAAACCAGCAGCAGCAAAAAAUACCAAACGGUGCUUUCUUUUAGGCUCACACAGAAUAGGUAACAUUAGUAGGUGAUGCUGUUUCCUGCAAGACUGUGGCAAGUGAAUGGUUUGUUUUUUUAACUGCACAUUGGUUUUCAUUGGACAGCCCAGAGGCAACAGGUUGGUUUUUACUUGCAUUAGUGCUGCUUCUGGUUGCCUGAACUCUCUAUUAUACACGUUUAAAAAGGCAGUUUGGCUGUUUCAGACACAGUCACAUGUUGCAGUGGUGAAAACGGAGUGACAGAUUGAACGAGUCAUUGCCAAAGAGUGCUCUGUGUUUGGAAGCAGGGCGAAUGGCAGACAGGGGAACAUUCCCAGCUGAAAAGUGCCACUGAGGGCAUUUUUGCCAUCGCUUUAAUUAACGCUGCAGAGCUCUGCCUGCGUCUGCUGCUGCUGUAACGUCAGGAGAGCAUUCUUCAGCAUAACUCGAAUGACUCGCGGUAUUGUAACACUGUAGAAGGAGCUGGCCUGCUGUUCCUACUUUGGAUUGAAUGCAGUCACAGGAGGGAUCAUUGAAUGACUGUUUUUGCACCUUUUGCUGUGUUAUUUACCUGUUUCUGACGUUAACAAACCCUAUUUACACAUUUAUCAUAUCACUGAUGUUUUUAGAUGAAUUGAUAAGUUAUUUCUCGGUACCUCUCAUCACAGCCAGUCUAAGCACACUGAUUUUAGAUUCAGGGUACAGGACCAUAGUGCCAUAGAGAGGAAUACUGUUAUCUGAUCCUAGUUAAUAAGUUCUUAGUCAUCACCACAGUGGCUUAUCAAUCUGCAAACCACUCUGCGGAGCAUUUCACAGCAGUAGGUACAUUAUCCCAGAGUCUGCUGGUGGAUGGAGGUUGAUUGAAGCUUUACAUCAUCAAGUGUUCUCAAAUGACUUCUGCUACAGUAUCUGCUGCGUAUUGAUUUGUCUGUCAUAAGGUUGACUUCACAUUAGAAACAAAGUGACUGAAAGCAAUAUUGAUUUAACUUUUAUAAAGGGACAGUUUGUAAAUUUAUGAAAGAUUUUACCAGUGUUUUUUAAAAAAAUACAGUAUAAGCUGUCAUGAUUGGUUCUAAAACAAUAUUAAAGGGAGUUGUAAAUAAAUAAAAUGAAUAAUGAACAACA